Messenger RNA from Marmota flaviventris (yellow-bellied marmot), 5328 nucleotides. RefSeq names its product slit guidance ligand 3 (gene Slit3). Gene Ontology annotation, molecular function: calcium ion binding; Roundabout binding; heparin binding. The record is from RefSeq and is a predicted model, not a curated record. Lineage: Eukaryota; Metazoa; Chordata; Mammalia; Rodentia; Sciuridae. Gene Ontology annotation, biological process: axon guidance; negative chemotaxis.
AAGAGAGCGAACGCCGGCCAGCUCGACUGGCCGCCCCGUACCCCGGCCGCCGCCGCCGCCGCCGCACGCCGGAACCCAGCCCCGAGCCAACCUCCCCAGGCGCCGUGCCCCACCGCGCUCACUCCAGCUCCCCGACCCAGCGCGCAGCCCGAGCGGCCGGCACGCGGGCCAAAGGACGCCCGGCACCUGGGCACUUGGAGCGAUGCGCAGCGGGGCAGCUCUGGCCCCUCCAAUGGAGCUGCUGCCGCCGCCGCCCGGCGCGCCCUGCUCCUCCCGCGCCCCGUGCGCCUGAGCGCCGCGCUCGCCCCUCCUCCGCGCCAACUCCACCGCCCGCUCCCAGACCGCCCGCGCUCCCCGCGCGCCUGCUCGCGCUCCCCGCGUCCUGCCCCGCCGAGGCAGCCUCCUUUGGGAGCGGGCCCCUGCGCACCAUGGCCCCCGGGCGCUCAGGGGCCGGCGCCGCCGUGCGCGCCCGCCUGGCGCUGGCCCUGGCGCUGGCUAGCGUCCUGAGCUGGCCCCUAGCCGUCGCCUGCCCCACUAAGUGUACCUGCUCCGCCGCCAGCGUGGACUGCCACGGGCUGGGCCUCCGAGCGAUUCCCCGGGGCAUUCCCCGCAACGCCGAGCGCCUUGACCUGGACAGAAAUAAUAUCACCAGGAUUACCAAGAUGGACUUUGCUGGGCUCAAGAACCUCCGAGUUUUGCAUCUGGAAGACAACCAGGUCAGUGUCAUCGAGCGAGGCGCCUUCCAGGAUCUGAAGCAGCUGGAGCGAUUGCGUCUCAACAAGAAUAAGCUCCAGGUCCUUCCAGAAUUGCUUUUCCAGAGCACACCGAAGCUCACCAGACUAGAUCUGAGUGAAAACCAGAUCCAGGGGAUCCCGCGGAAGGCGUUCCGGGGCAUCGCUGACGUGAAGAAUCUGCAACUGGAUAACAAUCGCAUCAGCUGCAUUGAAGAUGGAGCCUUCCGAGCGCUGCGCGACCUGGAGAUCCUCACUCUCAAUAACAACAACAUUAGCCGCAUCCUGGUCACGAGCUUCAACCACAUGCCGAAGAUCCGGACUCUGCGUCUUCACUCCAACCAUUUAUACUGCGACUGCCACCUGGCCUGGCUCUCAGAUUGGCUGCGCCAGCGGCGGACGAUUGGCCAGUUCACACUCUGCAUGGCUCCUGUGCACCUGAGGGGCUUCAAUGUGGCGGAUGUGCAGAAAAAGGAGUACGUGUGUUCAGGUCCCCACUCAGAGGCCCCAUCCUGCAAUGCCAACUCUCUCUCCUGCCCUUCUGCCUGCACCUGCAGUAACAGCAUCGUGGACUGCCGAGGAAAAGGGUUGACGGAGAUCCCCGCUAAUCUGCCAGAGGGCAUCGUGGAGAUACGUCUGGAACAGAAUUCCAUCAGAUCCAUUCCCGCAGGAGCCUUCACCCAGUACAAGAAGCUGAAGCGAAUAGACAUCAGCAAGAAUCAGAUAUCGGACAUAGCUCCAGACGCCUUCCAGGGCCUGAAGUCGCUCACAUCGCUGGUACUCUACGGGAACAAGAUCACUGAGAUUGCCAAGGGACUCUUUGACGGAUUGGUGUCCCUGCAGCUGCUCCUCCUCAAUGCCAACAAGAUCAACUGCCUGCGGGUGAACACCUUCCAGGACCUGCAGAGCCUCACCCUGCUCUCCUUGUACGACAACAAGCUGCAGACCAUCAGCAAGGGGCUCUUCGCCCCUCUGCAGUCCAUCCAGACACUCCACUUAGCCCAAAACCCGUUUGUGUGUGACUGCCACUUGAAGUGGCUGGCUGACUACCUCCAGGACAACCCCAUCGAGACAAGUGGGGCCCGCUGCAGCAGCCCACGCCGGCUGGCCAACAAGCGCAUCAGCCAGAUCAAGAGCAAGAAGUUCCGCUGCUCAGGCUCCGAGGACUACCGCAGCCGGUUGAGCAGCGAGUGCUUCAUGGACCUCGUGUGCCCCGAGAAGUGCCGCUGUGAGGGCACCAUUGUGGACUGCUCCAACCAGAAGCUGGCCCGCAUCCCGAGCCACAUCCCCGAAUAUGCCACCGACCUGCGACUGAAUGACAACGAGAUAUCUGUUCUAGAGGCCACAGGCAUCUUCAAGAAGUUGCCGAACCUGCGGAAAAUAAACCUGAGCAACAACAAGAUCAAGGAGGUGCGAGAGGGGGCCUUCGAUGGGGCGGCCGGUGUGCAGGAGCUGAUGCUGACCGGGAACCAGCUGGAGGCCGUGCACGGGCGCAUGUUCCGGGGCCUCAGCGGCCUCAAGACCCUGAUGCUGAGGAGCAACAUGAUCAGCUGCGUGGGCAAUGACACCUUCGCAGGCCUGAGUUCUGUGAGGCUGCUGUCCCUCUACGACAACCGGAUCACCACCAUCACCCCUGGGGCCUUCACCACGCUCGUCUCCCUGUCCACCAUAAACCUCCUGUCCAACCCCUUCAACUGCAACUGCCACCUGGCCUGGCUCGGCAGGUGGCUGAGGAAGAGGCGGGUUGUCAGCGGGAACCCCAGGUGCCAGAAGCCCUUCUUCCUCAAGGAGAUCCCCAUCCAGGACGUGGCCCUCCAGGACUUCACCUGUGACGGUAACGACGAGAGCAGCUGCCCGCUGAGCCCGCGCUGCCCAGAGCAGUGCACCUGCCUGGAGACGGUGGUGCGCUGCAGCAACAAGGGGCUCCGUGUCCUCCCCAAAGGCAUGCCCAAGGACGUGACCGAGCUGUACCUGGAAGGAAACCACUUAACAGCUGUGCCCAGAGAGCUGUCCGCCCUCCGACACCUGACGCUUAUUGACCUGAGUAACAACAGCAUCGGCAUGCUGACCAAUUACACCUUCAGUAACAUGUCUCACCUCUCCACUCUGAUCCUGAGCUACAACCGGCUGAGGUGCAUCCCCGUCCACGCCUUCAAUGGGCUGAGGUCUCUCCGCGUGCUGACCCUCCACGGCAACGAUAUUUCCACUGUUCCUGAAGGCUCCUUCAAUGACCUGACAUCCCUUUCCCACCUGGCACUGGGAACCAACCCACUGCACUGUGACUGCAAUCUGCGCUGGUUGUCAGAAUGGGUGAAGGCAGGGUACAAGGAACCUGGCAUCGCCCGCUGCAGCAGCCCCGAGCCCAUGGCCGACAGACUCCUGCUCACCACCCCCACCCAUCGGUUCCAGUGCAAAGGUCCAGUGGAUAUCAACAUUGCGGCCAAGUGCAAUGCCUGCCUCUCCAGCCCAUGCAAGAACAAUGGCACAUGCAGUCAGGACCCUGUGGAGCAGUACCGCUGCACCUGCCCCUACAGCUACAAGGGCAAGGACUGCACCGUGCCCAUCAACACCUGCAUCCAGAACCCCUGCCAGAACGGAGGCACCUGCCACCUGAGCGAGAGCCACAAAGAUGGGUUCAGCUGCUCCUGCCCUCUGGGCUUCGAGGGGCAGCGCUGUGAGAUCAACCCCGACGACUGUGAGGACAACGACUGCGAGAACAACGCCACCUGCGUGGACGGGGUCAACAACUACGCGUGUGUGUGCCCUCCCAACUUCACAGGUGAGCUGUGUGACGAGGUGAUUGACCAUUGUGUGCCUGAGAUGAACCUCUGUCAGCAUGAGGCCAAGUGCAUCUCCCUGGACAAAGGAUUCAGGUGUGAAUGCGUCCCUGGCUACAGCGGGAAGCUCUGUGAGACAGACAAUGACGACUGCGCGGCUCAUAAGUGUCGCCACGGAGCCCAGUGUGUGGACGCAGUCAAUGGCUACACGUGCAUCUGCCCCCAGGGCUUCAGUGGACUCUUCUGCGAGCACCCCCCGCCCAUGGUUCUGCUGCAGACCAGCCCCUGUGACCAGUACGAGUGCCAGAACGGGGCUCAGUGCAUUGUGGUGCAGCAGGAGCCCACCUGCCGCUGUCCCCCAGGCUUUGCUGGCCCCAGAUGCGAGAAACUCAUCACUGUGAACUUCGUGGGCAAGGACUCCUACGUGGAACUGGCCUCCGCCAAGGUCCGGCCCCAGGCCAACAUCUCUCUGCAGGUGGCCACUGACAAGGACAAUGGCAUCCUUCUCUACAAGGGAGACAAUGAUCCCCUGGCGCUGGAGCUGUACCAGGGCCACGUGAGGCUGGUCUAUGACAGCCUGAGCUCCCCUCCAACCACGGUGUACAGUGUGGAGACAGUGAAUGAUGGGCAGUUUCACAGUGUGGAGCUGGUGAUGCUGAACCAGACCUUGAACCUGGUGGUGGACAAAGGAGCCCCCAAGAGCCUGGGCAAGCUCCAGAAGCAGCCUGCCGUGGGCAUCAACAGCCCCCUCUACCUUGGAGGCAUCCCCACCUCCACCGGCCUCUCGGCCUUGCGCCAGGGCGCGGACCGACCGCUGGGUGGCUUCCAUGGCUGCAUUCAUGAGGUGCGUAUCAACAAUGAGCUGCAGGACUUCAAGGCCCUCCCGCCCCAGUCCCCAGGAGUCUCACCAGGCUGCAAGUCCUGCACCGUGUGCCGGCAUGGCCUGUGCCGCUCCGUGGAGAAGGACAGUGUGGUGUGUGAGUGCCACCCAGGCUGGACCGGCCCGCUGUGCGACCAGGAAGCCCAGGACCCCUGCCUCGGUCACAGCUGCAACCAUGGAAAAUGUGUGGCCACCGGAAGCUCAUAUGUGUGCAAGUGUGCCGAGGGCUAUGGAGGAGCUUUGUGUGACCAUAAGAACGACUCUGCCAAUGCCUGCUCAGCCUUCAAGUGCCACCAUGGGCAGUGCCACAUCUCAGACCAAGGGGAGCCCCACUGCCUGUGCCAGCCAGGCUUUAGUGGGGAGCACUGUGAGCGAGAGAAUCCAUGCCUGGGGGAGGUGGUCCGUGAGGCCAUCCGCCGCCAGAAAGGCUACGCGUCCUGUGCCACAGCCUCUAAGGUGCCCAUCAUGGAAUGUCACGGGGGCUGCGGGUCCCAGUGCUGCCAGCCCAUCCGCAGCAAGCGGCGGAAAUACGUCUUCCAGUGCACGGACGGCUCCUCGUUCGUGGAGGAGGUGGAGAGACACUUGGAGUGCGGCUGCCACCCGUGUUCCUGAGCCCCGCCUGCUGCCUCUCAGACUCCAGCUCGUGGGGUCAGGGACAGCCACGGGCCCCUGUAGAUUUCGGAAUGAAGGAGAGGAAGCAAAAGAAGAAGAGAAUAUUAAGUAUAUUGUAAAAUAAACAAAAAAAUAGAACUUAUUUUUAUUAUGGAAAGUGACUAUUUUCAUCUUUUAUUAUAUAAAUCUAUCACGCCGUCUGAGUAUAUGUACUAUAUCGUGAGUUAUUUUUACCAAGGUUUGUUUUGUGUUGUGUAUUUGUUGUGUUUUUAUAAACAGCUGUUUAAAAUUUUAAGAUUAAAAAAGACUAAUAAAAAUGUUUUAAACA